Molecule: messenger RNA, 2523 nt
Organism: Sphenostylis stenocarpa
Lineage: Eukaryota; Viridiplantae; Streptophyta; Magnoliopsida; Fabales; Fabaceae
Source: the annotation of a GenBank genome assembly
AUGGUGGUGUGCUUCAAGCUCAUAAUGUGGAAUGUGGUACUGCUUAUUGUUUGUUCUCUCAUUGUUUCUUCUGCUAAGGCCUCAGUUUCCUAUGAUUCAAAGGCCAUCACUAUUAAUGGCCAGAGAAGGAUCCUCAUUUCUGGAUCCAUUCAUUACCCAAGGAGCACCCCUGAGAUGUGGCCAGAUCUUAUUCAGAAGGCCAAGGAGGGAGGCCUGGAUGUGAUUCAGACGUAUGUUUUCUGGAAUGGGCACGAACCUUCACCUGGCAAGUAUUAUUUUGAGGGGAACUAUGAUCUGGUGAAGUUCAUAAAGCUGGCGCAGCAAGCAGGGCUGUAUGUUCAUCUCAGGAUUGGUCCUUAUGUCUGUGCUGAGUGGAACUUUGGGGGUUUCCCUGUUUGGCUAAAGUACAUUCCAGGAAUCAGCUUCAGAACAGACAAUGAACCUUUUAAGUAUCAAAUGCAAAAAUUUACCACGAAGAUCGUUGAUUUAAUGAAAUCGGAGCGGUUAUAUGAGUCUCAGGGAGGUCCAAUAAUUAUGUCCCAGAUUGAAAAUGAAUAUGGACCUAUAGAAUAUGAAAUUGGUGCUGCCGGUAAAGCUUACACUAAUUGGGCUGCAGAUAUGGCUGUGGGACUGGGUACUGGGGUUCCAUGGGUCAUGUGCAAGCAAGAUGACACGCCUGAUCCUCUUAUUAACACUUGCAAUGGCUUCUACUGUGAUUAUUUCUCACCAAAUAAGGCUUACAAGCCAAAGAUGUGGACAGAAGCUUGGACUGGCUGGUUUACAGAGUUUGGAGGUCCUGUUCCUCAUCGACCUGCAGAAGACAUGGCAUUUUCAGUUGCAAGGUUUCUACAGAAAGGAGGAUCAUUUGUGAAUUAUUACAUGUAUCAUGGGGGAACAAAUUUCGGUCGAACUGCUGGUGGUCCCUUUAUUGCAACAAGCUAUGAUUAUGAUGCACCACUUGAUGAAUAUGGAUUGCUCAGGCAACCAAAGUGGGGUCAUCUGAAGGAUCUGCACAGAGCAAUAAAACUGUGUGAACCAGCCUUAGUAUCGGGAGAUCCUGCUGUAACAAAGAUUGGAAACUAUCAAGAGGCGCAUGUGUUUAAAUCGAAGUCGGGAGCUUGUGCUGCAUUCCUUGCAAAUUAUAACCCAAAAUCUUAUGCAACUGUGGCAUUUGGAAACAUGCAUUACAAUUUGCCUCCUUGGUCUAUAAGCAUUCUUCCUGACUGCAAGCACACUGUUUAUAACACUGCAAGGAUUGGUUCCCAGAGCGCCCAGAUGAAGAUGACUCGUGUUCCUAUUCAUGGCGGACUCUCUUGGUUAUCAUUCAAUGAAGAAACGACAACUACUGAUGAUAGUUCCUUCAUCAUGACUGGCCUGUUAGAGCAGUUAAAUACAACAAGAGAUUUAUCUGACUACUUGUGGUACUCCACAGAUGUUGUUCUUGAUCCCAAUGAAGGAUUUCUGAGUAACGGAAAGGAUCCUGUUCUCACCGUGUUUUCUGCUGGGCAUGCUUUGCAUGUUUUUAUAAAUGGUCAGCUAUCAGGAACUUCAUAUGGAAGCUUAGAAUUCCCUAAACUGACAUUUAGUGAAGGAGUGAAGCUCAGAGCCGGUGUUAACAAGAUCUCUCUUCUAAGUGUUGCAGUUGGACUCCCAAAUGUUGGUCCUCAUUUUGAAACAUGGAAUGCUGGUGUUCUAGGCCCAAUUUCAUUAAGUGGUCUCAACGAAGGGAGAAGGGACUUGUCUUGGCAGAAAUGGUCUUACAAGGUGGGUCUUAAAGGUGAAACCUUGAGUCUUCACUCUCUUAGUGGAAGUUCCUCAGUGGAGUGGAUCCAGGGAUCUUUAGUUUCUAGAAGUCAGCCUUUGACUUGGUACAAAACAACAUUCGACGCCCCAGCUGGGACUGCACCAUUGGCUUUAGACAUGGACAGCAUGGGCAAAGGUCAAGUGUGGUUAAAUGGACAGAAUCUUGGCCGCUACUGGCCUGCUUAUAAAGCAUCCGGUACCUGUGAUUAUUGUGACUAUGCUGGAACUUAUAAUGAGAAUAAAUGCAGAAGUAACUGUGGCGAGGCAUCUCAAAGAUGGUAUCACGUUCCUCAGUCAUGGCUAAAGCCUACAGGAAAUUUAUUGGUUGUGUUUGAAGAGCUAGGUGGAGAUCCCAAUGGAAUCUUUUUGGUUAGAAGGGAUAUAGAUAGUAUAUGUGCUGAUAUUUAUGAGUGGCAGCCAAACCUUAUAAGCUAUCAGAUGCAAGUUUCUGGCAAACCGCCUGUCAGGCCAAAAGUUCAUUUAUCAUGUAGCCCUGGACAGAAAAUCUCAUCAAUCAAAUUUGCCAGCUUUGGUACUCCAGUAGGUUCUUGUGGAAAUUUCCAUGAAGGAAGUUGUCAUGCUCAUAAGUCUUAUGAUGCCUUUGAAAGGAAUUGUGUUGGACAAAAUUGGUGCACGGUAACAGUGUCACCUGAAAAUUUUGGAGGAGAUCCAUGUCCAAAUGUCAUGAAGAAACUCUCUGUGGAAGCUAUUUGUACCUGA